Messenger RNA from Verticillium alfalfae VaMs.102, 624 nucleotides. RefSeq lists its product with no specific name. The record is from RefSeq and is a predicted model, not a curated record. The transcript has 2 exons. The coding region runs from base 1 to 624 and encodes 207 amino acids. NCBI's taxonomy places the organism in Eukaryota, Fungi, Ascomycota, Sordariomycetes, Glomerellales, Plectosphaerellaceae.
AUGGCCAUGUCCACGACAGCUAGACCACCUGUUGGGACUGCGGCUUUCGGUGCCGCCAAGUUCACGCCGCAGCUUCGCGUCGACGCCCUACCGCUCAGCACGCCCGUCGCCGGAGCACCGCAUCGACAGAUACAUCCAGUCGGCCCUCGAAGACAUGGACGUGCGGCCGCCGAGCGCCAUGCCGCGCCCCGCGUACGGCUGGCCGAAGGAGGCCGUCGAGAGGGCGUGGGCGGCCAACCGCGCGGCUCGGUUCGGCGGUGGCGCCAAGAGAAUACGGAAACGGCCCAGGGGAGUAGGGGUGGUGGUGUCACGCCGCAGCAGCAGCUCGAGGGGCUGCGCCGCGAGGCAAAGGUGCCUGUUCUGACGGGGACGGUCUGGAUGACGAUUAGGAAGCCACAGGAGCUCAUCGGAACGCCGUUUGAGAAGCUGCGGCAGAUGGCGGACCGGCUCGUCGGCGGCCUUCUGGAGAGACACGAGGGGGCGGGCAAGCCGGUUGGGCUGUCGAGACGGCCCAAGAAGACGGGGCGCAAGGUCGAGAGGGCGAGUCGCGGGUCGAGGAACGAAGAUCUGGAUGCCGAGUUUGGGGAUCUGGGGCCCAGCCUGACGAAGGACGACUUUUUUUGA